UCUACAGUAGUUAGUUCACUCCCAGCCUGGGGUUCGUAACACUGUCAUCUUAGUGCUCCAUUUUACUGCUUUUAAAAAAUGACUUGAGAAUAGAGAAAUAUGCUGAAGAGCUUUUCAGCCCUGUGAUUCAGAGCAUUUGUUUUGUGGAUACUGCUACAAUCUUGAGUUAAAAGGCAAAGAGAAGAUGAAGGCCGAGCCUGAGCUUUAUGUCAAGUACACUCGGGUUUGGAUCCCCGACCCAGAGGAGGUGUGGAAGCCUGCUGAGAUUAUCAGAGACUACAAAGAGGGAGAAUCAGUCCUGCACCUCAAACUAGAAGAUGAAUCGACAUUAGAAUAUCCAAUUGGCCCCAAAGUCAACCCUCUUCCAUUCCUUCGGAACCCUGAUAUUCUGGUGGGAGAAAAUGACCUCACAGCACUCAGCUAUCUGCACGAACCUGCAGUGUUGCACAACCUCAGGGUCCGCUUCCUGGAGUCCAAUCACAUUUACACGUACUGUGGUAUUGUGCUGGUGGCGAUUAAUCCGUAUGAGCAGCUGCAGAUUUAUGGAGAAGAGGUCAUCAAUGCCUACAGUGGGCAAAAUAUGGGGGACAUGGAUCCUCAUAUAUUUGCAGUGGCAGAAGAGGCCUAUAAACAGAUGGCCAGAGAUGAGAAGAAUCAGUCGAUCAUUGUGAGUGGAGAGUCAGGAGCUGGGAAAACUGUGUCUGCAAAAUACGCCAUGCGCUACUUCGCCACUGUGGGAGGAUCAGCCAAUGACACAAAUGUAGAGGAGAAAGUGCUGGCUUCCAGUCCCAUUAUGGAGGCUAUCGGGAAUGCAAAGACGACACGGAAUGACAACAGCAGCCGCUUUGGGAAAUAUAUCCAGAUUGGCUUUGACAGAAGAUAUCACAUCAUUGGUGCCAACAUGCGAACAUAUUUGCUGGAGAAGUCCAGAGUAGUUUUUCAGGCUGAGGACGAGAGGAACUACCACAUCUUCUACCAGCUCUGUGCCUCAGCCUGCCUACCAGAGUUUAAAGAUCUAGCCCUGACCAGUGCAGAAGACUUCACUUACACCUCUCUUGGUGAGAACAUAUUCAUUGAGGGAGUAAAUGAUGCUGAGGACUUGGAGAAGACAAAGGAAGCACUUUCACUGUUGGGUGUUAAAGAGAGCCAUCAGAUGAGUAUCUUCAAGAUAAUUGCCUCCAUCUUGCAUCUUGGAAAUGUGGACAUUGUAUCUGAGAGAGAUGGAGAGUCUUGCCAUAUUUCCAGAAAUGACCCUCACCUGCAGCAUUUUUGCCAGUUGCUGGGUGUAGAGCUGGAGCAAAUGGAACACUGGCUCUGCCAUAGGAAGUUGGUGACCACAGCUGAGACCUAUGUGAAGAACAUGUCUCGUGCCCAGGCAGCUAAUGCUCGUGAUGCUCUGGCCAAACACAUUUAUGCCCGUCUCUUUGACUGGAUAGUAGAGCAUAUCAACAAGGCUUUGUACACCUCCUCCAAGCAGCACUCCUUCAUCGGCGUGCUGGACAUUUAUGGAUUUGAAACGUUUGAGAUUAACAGCUUCGAGCAGUUCUGUAUCAACUAUGCCAACGAGAAACUUCAGCAGCAGUUUAACUCUCAUGUGUUUAAACUGGAGCAAGAGGAGUACAUGAAGGAGCAGAUCCCAUGGACACUCAUUGACUUUUAUGACAACCAGCCCUGCAUUGACCUCAUAGAGGCCAAGCUUGGUAUCCUGGACCUGCUAGAUGAGGAGUGCAAGGUUCCUAAAGGAACAGAUCAGAACUGGGCUCAGAAGCUUUACAGCCAACACCUGAGCAGCCAGCACUUUGAGAAGCCAAGGAUGUCCAACAGCUCCUUCAUUGUUGUCCACUUUGCGGAUAAGGUUGAGUAUCAGUGCGUUGGCUUCUUGGAGAAGAAUAGAGACACUGUGUAUGAGGAGCAGAUCAACAUCCUUAAGGCCAGCCAGUUCCAACUGGUGGCAGAUCUCUUCCAGGAUGGAAAAGAUGGUCCAGCUCCACCCCCAUCUGGAAAGAGUUCAAGAAUCAACGUCCGUCCUGCUAAGCCCAUCAUCAAAGGCCACAACCGUGAGCACCGCAAAACUGUGGGCCACCAGUUUCGGAAUUCCUUACAUCUUCUGAUGGAGACUCUCAAUGCUACUACCCCUCAUUAUGUGCGCUGCAUUAAACCCAAUGAUGACAAAGAGGCCUUUAUGUUUGAUUCUAGAAGAGCUGUCCAACAACUACGAGCAUGUGGAGUUCUGGAGACCAUCCGCAUCAGUGCUGCAGGAUAUCCAUCCAGGUGGACAUACUCAGAUUUCUACAACAGAUAUCGGGUGCUCAUGAAGAAGAAAGACACGACUAUUGGUGAUAAGAAGCAAGUCUGCAGAAAUCUGCUGGAGUCCUUGAUCAAGGAUCCAGACAAGUUCCAGUUUGGAAAGACUAAGAUCUUCUUCAGAGCAGGCCAGGUAGCAUACCUGGAGAAGCUCAGGGCAGACAAGUUCCGCUUUGCAUGCAUUAAGAUCCAAAAAACUGUGCGGGGAUGGCUGCAGAGGACACGUUACCUCAAGAUCCGCAAGUCUGCCAUCACACUACAGAGAUACGGACGCGGCUACUUGGCACGCAGGUAUGCCGAGUACUUGCGACUCACCAGAGCAGCACUUAUCUGUCAGAAGCAGUACCGGAUGGUGCGGGUACGGCGUGCGUAUCUGACUGUUCGUCAGGCUGUCAUCACUAUCCAGGCCUUCACCCGGGGCAUGUUCACACGAAGGCUAUACCAGGAGUUCCUUCUCCACCACAAAGCAAUUAUCAUCCAGAGAACAGUACGUGGAUGGCUGGAGAGAAAGAAGUUCCUCCGUGCCCGGAAUGCUGCAAUUGUCAUCCAGUGUGCCUACCGCCGUGUCCUCGCCAAGCGGCAGUUCAAACAGCUUAAAAUCGAGGCUCGCUCAGCCGAGCGCUUAAAGAAACUCAACAUUGGCAUGGAGAACAAGAUUGUCCAGCUUCAGAGAAAGAUGGAUGAUCAGACAAAAGAGUACAAGACUCAGAAUGAGCAGUUGUCUGUCACCAACAUUGCUUUGGGCACAGAAGUCAACAAGCUGCAAAAAGAGCUGGAGACCCUCCGCAGUCGUCAAGGAGACAACACUCAGCUGACCUCACUGCAGGAGGAGCUUGAGAAGCUGAGGGCGGCACUUCAGGAAGCACACGCCCAAAGGAAGAAGCUUGAAGAGGAGCACAGCAGUGAGAAGCUUGAACUGGAGCAGAGAGUGGAGGAGCUGGAGAAGGAAAACUCAAUGCUGAAGGCAGAGAAAGAGGAAAUGAAUCAGAGAAUCCGCCACUCUCAAGGUUCUAAAGGUCAGGAGGGCACUGUGUCUCAGAAAGAAGUCCGUCUGCAGACUGAGCUUGAUGAAGAGAGGCUGCGCUAUCAGAACCUCCUGAAAGAGUUUUCCAGACUGGAGCAGAGAUAUGACAACUUGCAAGAGGAGAUUGCUUACAGCAAGUUUGCUCCAGGUCAUCGGAGGAACCCCUCUAACCAGAGCAGCAUAGGCUCUGAGUCACCCUUCCCCUCCAUCACCAUGUCUGAAGUGGGAGACACUGAAGACACCAUUCAGCAGAUAGAGGAGAUGGGCCUGGGGAAUGCAGCCAUGGAUCUCAGUGUGUUUAUGAAGCUGCAGAAGCGAGUGCGAGAGCUGGAGCAGGAGAGAAAGAGACUUCAGACCAACCUGGAGAAGAUGGAGGAGCUGAGCAAGCGCAAACCGAUUGAUCCAAAGAGCUCCACGUCAGAGGAGGACACAAAUGCAGAUCUGGCCUACAACAGUCUCAAGAGGCAGGAGCUUGAGUCUGAGAACAAGAAGCUGAAGAAUGAUCUGAACGAACUUCGUAAGGCAUUAGCUGACAGGGCCUCUGAGAGCUGCUCCUCCAAUGAGCUGCAAGACAGCUACAACCUGCUGCUCAGUCAACUCAAAGCAGCGAAUGAGGAGCUGGAUGUACGCAAGGAGGAGGUUCUUAUGCUGAAAACUCAGAUUGUCAGCACCACGAAGCCAACAGAAGACACCAAUCACAUUGACUCCAAUGAUGUCACAGAUUGGGCUAACAACAAAAAGCCGAUAGACAAGGAGGAGGCUCUGCAGGCAUACCAGGGACUCAGCGAGUCCAAGAGGCUGCUGGAGGCACAGCUGCAGUCCCAGUCACGAAAGCACCAGGAUGAACUGGAGGCUCUGCACACACAGAUUGAGGUGCUGAAGGAAGACUUGGAGAAGAAGCAGGAGAUGCUAAAUCACUUCAGCACCCUCUCCCCGGAGGCGCUGGUGGAGUUCAGCGUCCAGCAGGAGAUCACUCGCCUCACCAAUGAGAACCUGGAUCUCAAAGAGAUCAUGGAGAAGCUGGAGAAGAAUGAGAGGAAGCUCAAAAAGCAGCUUAGGAUCUACAUCAAAAAAGUUCAGGAACUUGAAGUGGCCCAGGCAGCAGCCAUGCAGGCUAACAGGGCCAGGCCAGAGCUGACCCGCCAGGUCACAGUGCAGAGGAAGGAGAAAGACUUUGAGGGCAUGUUUGAGUACUACAAAGAGGACGAAGCCUUGCUUAUAAAGGCUCUUGUCACUGACAUGAAGCCCCAUGUUGUGUCAGCCACGGUCCCCUGUCUCCCAGCCUACAUCCUCUUCAUGUGCAUCCGUCACGCUGACUACAUCAAUGAUGACCAGAAAGUGCACUCCCUGCUUACCUCGUCCAUUAAUGCUGUCAAGAAAGUUCUCAAGAAAAACAAUGAUGACUUCGAAAUGACCUCUUUCUGGUUGGCUAACACUAGUCGACUCCUGCACUGUCUGAAGCAAUAUAGUGGAGACGAGGCAUUCAUGACCCAGAACACAGCCAAACAGAACGAACACUGCCUGAAGAACUUUGACCUUGCAGAGUACCGGCAAGUUCUGAGUGAUCUGUCCAUCCAGAUCUACCAGCAGCUCAUUAAAAUAGCUGAGGCCAUUCUUCAGCCCAUGAUUGUGUCUGCUAUGUUGGAGAGUGGAAGCCUCACAGGGGUCAAACCCAUGGGCUACAGGCACCGUUCUUCCAGUAUGGACUGUGAGACCGGGGGUCCAGGGGGCUACACCCUAGAGGCUCUGAUCAGACAGCUGAGCCAGUUCUACACCAUCAUGGGAGAGCACGGGUUGGACCCAGAGAUCGGCCAGCAGGUCAUCCGCCAGCUUUUCUACAGCAUCAACGCCGUCACGCUCAACAACCUGCUGCUGCGCAAAGACGUCUGCUCCUGGAGCACUGGCAUGCAGCUCAGGUACAACAUAAGUCAGAUGGAGGAGUGGCUUCGGGAUAAGAACUUGAACCAGAGUGGAGCGGUGGCCACCAUCGAGCCUCUUAUCCAGGCUGCUCAGCUGCUGCAGCUUAGGAAGAAGACUUCUCAGGACGCUGAGGCUAUCUGCAAUACGUGCAGUGUGCUUAGCACACAACAGAUUGUAAAGAUCCUCAAUCUUUACACCCCCCUGAAUGAAUUUGAGGAGAGAGUCACUGUGUCCUUCAUUAGAGACAUACAGAAUCGUCUCCAAGGCAGAAUAGAAAACAACCAGCUCCUGGUGGACACAAAGCACACAUUCCCAGUGCUGUUCCCCUACACUCCUUCAGCCCUGAGUCUGGAGACCAUCCACAUCCCUGCCUCUCUCAACCUGGACUUCCUCAUACGAGUCUGACCUCUCAGUCUGUUUCUCUUUUGCUCUCUCAUGGACCCCACUGAAGCAGACCUGCAGGGGAGUACCCCCUAGCACAGCCCCACCAACCAGCAUACAAAAACCCUAUAGCUGGCAGGGAUACAUCAGCAGCCAGCGAGCCUUUCUGGCAGACUAAUUUCUGUGUUGUGGCACUUUCCUUUCUAUUUGGUGUUAAGAAGCAAAUCAUAAUGUGUGCAAAGAAGAACAUCAGGGUGUUACUUGGGAGAUUCUACAAUACUGAAAUGAACAGAGCUUCAGUUUAGCCCUAACAGAUCUAACAGUUUUUGUUUUCUACAUCAGUUCAUUCUUUCUUUGCAGCUAAUGAUUAAAAAGGCUAUUCCAGUCUCUGCACUGACACAGGGACAUAAUUUCUUUCACAACUCAUUCACAUCUUUUAUUAGGUUUUCUUGUAUGUGGCUUAACAGCCAGCAGAUCUAGUCUCUCAGCUGCUGCCAGCAAAAGCAGGAGAAACCUCUGCAUUGCAGUGGCUGCUGUCCGUGACUCACUCUGUCCAAGUGAAGCCCAUUCUUUCUCUUUUUUUCCUGCCUGGAAGAGUUCUGUGCCUGCAGCCAGUCCUUUUCUCUGAGAAGUCCAGGCAGCACUUGAGCAGGCUUCCAGAGAGAGGCUUUGACAGCCUGAAACUGUUAUGUCACAGCGUUAGUGUCCUGUGCCAUACAGCUCUCCUAAUACACAAACCGGUCAGGAGAGAGAUGGACAGGAGAGCGGCAAAUCAAAGUUGAACGGUGGAGCAGAGAAAUGAGGUGUUGUAGGAGACGGGAGGUACGUGAGCUGAGAUAGUAAAUUCUCUGUUUGGAAUAAGGGAAUGGUAAAUAUUUUACGCUGAGAACUAAAGGGGGAAAUUUGUAUGUGUUGAAGUGAAAGGCAUUUGGAAGUGGGGUGCAGGAAAGUGAGGAGGCGCUACAGUUCGUAUACCGAGGAAGGAAUUAUAACAGAAGAGAGGACCUACAAAAAAACAUGCCAUGUGUCUUUUUUUUGUCACAUCAUGUUGAUUUACAGAUUAAGGAAAGUUAUACAUGCAAUCCCAGAGCAAUAACUGCAAAACACUGUUUUCUAACAAAGAAUAUUUUACAAUCUGUUUUUUUAAUCUUCGUUCAUACAUCUGUAACAUGUCAACAGCAAAGACCAGGCUAUUGGUUUGAAAUACAGCUUCCUUCUCUAAUUGUAUUUAUCUGUUUUAUGAUAUAAAUGCACUGUUUUGCCUACUCUAAAGCAGCAGUGAGUUUUGAACUAGAGAGGGAAGGCUUUCGACUCUGUCUCUCUAAGAUUCAGAACUCUCAUUCAUACAUCAUUACCAAUAAUGAAUGGCUCUGUGGGUCUCUGUUAGCUUUAUACCACUUUUCAAUGCCAAUAAAAAAAGACCAUUGUGGAGUUUC
This is a messenger RNA of Colossoma macropomum (tambaqui), 7065 nucleotides long. RefSeq names its product myosin VB (gene myo5b). The record is from RefSeq and is a predicted model, not a curated record. NCBI's taxonomy places the organism in Eukaryota, Metazoa, Chordata, Actinopteri, Characiformes, Serrasalmidae. Gene Ontology annotation, biological process: actin filament organization; vesicle transport along actin filament. Gene Ontology annotation, molecular function: ATP binding; actin filament binding; microfilament motor activity. Gene Ontology annotation, cellular component: myosin complex; vesicle; cytoplasm.